CAGCAUGAUUCCUCCUUUGGCCUCGUCGGCUCCUCGGUACUAGUCCGGCUAUUGUUGUGCGUCUUUCGGGGCAACCCUGACCUAACAGCGGCCGGUGAUUUGUGAUAUUUUCAGUGUUCUGCCGAGCGGCUCCUCCGCCAUAUUUCGCCUCCUUUGUCAGGUGUCUGUGUGGAGGGAGACCGAGGAUCCCGGCGGAGGACUUUGGCUGCUGAACUAGUUAAUCGUUAUGGGACAGACGGAACACUGAGAUUCCACGUUACACUGCUGCUGUCGGCUCUUUCCACUGCUCGGGUUUGUUGACGGGAAAUUUAAAAACGUGGGGGGGAAAAAAAAAAUCAUCACAGGACGCAUGUAGCCGAAGUAUACCGCUGCUGAGGUCGCUUUUAAGGCUUGACGAUGGGUUGCGUCAGGAGUAAAGAGGGUAAGGACCCGGUGCAGAAGUACCGGCCCGACAACUCCAAUACCACGCCUAUCAGUGCCCACCACGGCCACUACGGACCCGACCCCACCCUGAUGGGUCAUUCACCUGCUAUGAAGACACACAACAACAGCUACAACAGUCAUGCUGCAUCCCUCACACCCUUUGGUGGGGCGUCUUCAGCCAUGACGCCUUUUGGCGGAGCCUCCUUCACCUCCGUGGCUGUGAGCAGUCCCUUCCCCAGUGUCAUCACAGGUGGCGUAACAUUUUUUGUAGCGCUGUACGACUAUGAAGCGAGGACAUCAGACGAUCUGUCAUUCAAAAAAGGGGAUCGCUUUCAGAUUAUCAACAACACGGAAGGCGACUGGUGGGAGGCCCACUCCAUCAACACAGGCCAGAAAGGUUACAUCCCCAGUAACUACGUGGCUCCAGCCGACUCCAUACAGGCUGAAGAAUGGUACUUCGGUAAAAUGGGCCGCAAAGAUGCUGAGCGUCUCUUAUUGGUUCAGGGAAACCAGCGUGGUACCUUCUUGGCACGAGAGAGUGAGACAACCAAAGGUGCCUACUCUCUUUCUAUUCGGGACUGGGAUGAGGUGAAAGGUGACAACGUCAAACACUACAAGAUACGCAAGCUGGAUAACGGUGGUUAUUACAUCACCACACGAGCACAGUUUGAGACGCUACAGAAGCUGGUGAAACACUACACAGAACAUGCGGAUGGUCUGUGCUACAGGCUGACGACUGUGUGUCCCACAGUGAAGCCACAGACUCAGGGACUAGCUAAGGACGCCUGGGAAAUCCCAAGAGAGUCCCUCCGACUGGAGGUCAAACUGGGACAGGGCUGCUUCGGUGAAGUCUGGAUGGGCACAUGGAAUGGUACUACUAAGGUGGCGAUCAAGACCCUGAAGCCAGGCACCAUGUCCCCAGAGGCUUUCCUGCAGGAGGCUCAGAUCAUGAAGAAACUAAGACAUGACAAACUGGUGCCUCUCUAUGCUGUUGUGUCUGAGGAACCCAUCUACAUUGUUACCGAAUUCAUGGGCAAAGGGAGUCUACUGGACUUUCUUAAGGAGGGAGAUGGAAAAUACCUGAAGCUGCCCCAGCUGGUGGACAUGGCCUCACAGAUUGCAGACGGCAUGGCCUUCAUCGAGAGGAUGAACUACAUCCACCGGGACCUGAGAGCUGCCAACAUUCUGGUGGCUGAUAACCUGGUGUGUAAGAUCGCCGACUUUGGCCUGGCGCGACUAAUCGAGGACAACGAGUACACCGCCAGACAAGGUGCUAAGUUCCCAAUCAAGUGGACAGCCCCUGAAGCAGCAUUGUAUGGUCGUUUUACUAUCAAAUCAGAUGUGUGGUCGUUUGGUAUACUACUGACUGAACUGGUGACAAAGGGCAGAGUACCGUACCCAGGUAUGGUGAAUCGAGAGGUACUUGAGCAGGUAGAACGAGGUUACCGCAUGCCCAUCCCUCAUGGCUGCCCCGAGUCUCUCUAUGAGAUGACAAGGCAGUGCUGGAAGAAGGAGCCAGAUGAAAGACCGACCUUCGAAUACAUCCAGUCCUAUUUAGAAGACUACUUCACAGCCACAGAGCCACAAUACCAGCCGGGGGACAACCUCUAGUCUGGAGGAUCUGGGGCGAACUCAGGCAUACCGAGGUACAUCAGUGGACAUCAACACUUGGAACAAUGGAAAAGUUCAACAGGGCUGCAAUCGUUUUGCUGAACCAGCAGAGAAUGAGGUUUUACAAACCGAUCCACAAUGACACUGGUAUACCGGAAAACAUUUUCUGAAGUAGAGCCUUGGCCCUUGUCUGUCUGGGGUCCAAAUAUUCGUGGAAGUGUCCAAGUGUGCAGACUGGUGCUGGUAUGUUAGGCUCUGGGAACUCUGCUAAUCAGAAUAAUCCAUAUGGGCUGGCCACAACACUGUGAUCAAAAAGAGUGGGAUUUCAAAUUAAUGGCUCCUUGCAGAUGCACAUUUCUUUUUUUAAAAAAAAAAAAAAACUUUUUUAAUGAUAAGUUCCUCCACUCUCCUUGAAUUUCCCACUUUUUGUUUUACAACACAAAUCUUUGAUAUUGGAGUCCAGAUCUUUUAUAUGUACAUGAGUUUGGUUUUGAAUAUGUAGGUUGAUAAGUCUGUGUUUGAGUGACCAACAACUGGUUGAAUUGUCAAGUAUGUGCUGUGACUGUAAGGUUUUGAUGGUGAGGAGACGUAAAUGAAAAAAGGUGUACUGUAUGGAUGCAAGAAUGUACGGCGAGAUCAAAGCAGAUGUACAUACAGUAUGUAUAAAGAUGUAUUUUUAGCAGGUGUGACCACGCAGGCGAGUGAGAGAAAGAGAAGUGUUUUGUAUGAUUCUUUUUAACACAGUCACUUGAAUGGCAGAUUACAUCAGUUUAUUUUGCUUUUUAUAAUUUAAUCGGGGGCUUGAGAUCAUACAGAGGUAUUUUGGUAAUUUACAAACAGGUUUCCUGAUUAACAUUUUAUAAAUGUUUAGAAAUGGACGUUUCAGCUGUGAAAUUUUAACGAGAUUGAGCUCAUUUCUGUGUCAAAUUAGCAUCUUGACUGUUCGGUGCACAGCUCUGAUUGCUAUAAAAGAUUCUAACAUAUUUGUCUGUAUAUUGCACAUCUACUCAGUUAAAUAUUGCAGUACAUGAGUUAUCCCAUGAUGAUCGGUACAGACUCACAACACACACAGGGCUGUAGUAUUUGUCACUCUUCUCCUCAGUAAAAUCCCACCAACCUGGUUUUAUCCAAAGCUACAAUUUCACAAAAGUAAUUUUAAAUGCAAUAAUGCAAAGCCAUCAAGUGAUGUUCAAUUUGCAUGUGCGGGACUCCCUCUAGGUUGUCUUUUCUCUAUUCCCAGUGGUAGACAGGAUGAAUCGCUUCUUAACUAGAACCAGGCAAACAGAACAAACGCCUCACACAGACUGUGGUCCAGGCAGGACGGUAGUUCUUUAAGGGAGAUUAAAACGGUCUGAUAACAGAUUGUUCGAGGUACUUCCACUCUCUGUGCAGGUGUAUGUGAUGGGAAAUUUGAGAGAAUUCAAAGCUACAAAGAUGUGAACUUUUUUUUGUAUUUCUUUCUGUUGUGUUGCUCACAUAAUGUUCCUAAAAAAUGGGGGCUUGAACUAGUGGGGACAUGAAUAAUGAAAUUAAUGAGAAUGGUAACUAAUAUGAUUUUGUACAGAAAAAAUAAAAGUUUUACUCAAA
This is a messenger RNA of Amphiprion ocellaris (clown anemonefish), 3621 nucleotides long. RefSeq names its product YES proto-oncogene 1, Src family tyrosine kinase (gene yes1). Gene Ontology annotation, cellular component: extrinsic component of cytoplasmic side of plasma membrane. The transcript is spliced from 12 exons. The record is from RefSeq and is a predicted model, not a curated record. Gene Ontology annotation, molecular function: non-membrane spanning protein tyrosine kinase activity; ATP binding; signaling receptor binding. The coding region runs from base 397 to 2034 and encodes 545 amino acids. NCBI's taxonomy places the organism in Eukaryota, Metazoa, Chordata, Actinopteri, Pomacentridae. Gene Ontology annotation, biological process: protein phosphorylation; cell differentiation; innate immune response.